AAAACGUUGUUUAGAGCGGUUGUGAGCAUACAGUUUUUUAUAUUCAAUAAGAAAAAAUAUAUAUUAAAUUGUUUAUUAUUAUUGUUGUUGCUGUUGUUUAAAAUAAAUUAACAGUGUUUAAGAUAACGAACACAUUACACAAAUCUGCAUAUUUUCCUGCAUGUUUUAGUCAUUUUUAAACACACACAAAAUGAGUGACUUUGAAGAAUCUCCCCAACCUGCGGACACAGAACCGCUUUUAAUUUCACAAGCCCCUUUGGCUGAAAUAAGCGAAACACCACCCGAUCCCAUUGACUUUGACGUCGAAGAGGAAAAAGAAAACGAAGUGGCUGAGGCUAAAAAAUUGGAUGAUAUGGCAGCCGCUAGCAAGGAAUUGGUUAGUGAUGCUCCGCCAAAACCUUCAACUGCCGAGGACAGUAUAUUUGCUGUCAUUUAUACGGUGGCCAAAAAAGUCGCCAUAGUUGGUACAAUUUAUGCUGUCGGCUAUAUGGGUUGGUCGGUGGCAUGGCUUAUUGCUCCCGUUAUAUUGUCAGUGGCUCGUGAUCGUUUCCGCAAGACAACCGAACAUAAACGCAAUAUUGCCAAGGCCUCGGCUAUGGCUUCAGAGAAGGAGGUGAUAUUGGCUAGAAUUGAUGAACUGCCAGCCUGGGUAUACUUUCCCGAUGUGGAGCGCUGUGAAUGGGUCAAUAAGAUCCUGAAACAACUCUGGCCCAAUGCCAAUCACUUUGCCCGCACUCUAGUCAAGGAGACCAUUGAACCAGCUGUCGCUGAAUCUCUGGCACAAUAUAAAAUGAAUGGUUUUCGUUUCGAUCGCAUUAUACUGGGCACCAUACCACCACGCAUAGGCGGUGUUAAGGUGUACGAUAAAAAUGUGGGACGUAAUGAGAUCAUUAUGGAUUUAGAUCUAUUCUAUGCCAGUGACUGUGAUAUUAAUUUCUAUUUGGGAGGCAUGAAGGGUGGUAUUAAAGAUUUCCAGAUACAUGGCUGGGUGAGAGUGGUGAUGAAACCGCUGAUACGUAGUAUGCCUUUGGUGGGGGGCUUGCAGAUAUUCUUUUUGAAUAAUCCCAAUAUUGAUUUCAAUUUGGUGGGUGUUAUUGAUUUUAUGGAUAUGCCGGGCUUAAGUGAUUUAUUGCGUAGAAUUAUUGUGGAGCAGAUUGGCAAUGUAAUGGUGUUGCCCAAUAAGCUGCCCAUAACGUUGAGUGAUGAGGUGCCGGCAACGGCUUUGAAAAUGCCUGAACCAGAGGGCAUUUUACGCAUACAUGUGGUGGAGGCUAAGGACUUGAUGAAAAAGGAUAUAGGCAUGCUGGGCAAGGGUAAAUCCGAUCCUUAUGCCAUUAUCAAUGUAGGCUCUCAAGAAUUCAAAACUCAAAUUAUUGAUAACAAUGUUAAUCCCAAAUGGGAUUAUUGGUGUGAGGCCAUUGUUAAUUCUCCCAUAGGCCAAGAGGUGGUAUUUCAUUUAUGGGAUUCUGAUUUAUCGGAUUUUGGUAUACAAAAUGAUGAUCCAUUGGGCAGGGCAUCUAUCGAAAUUAUCAAUGCGGUUAAAAGAGGUGUGGUGGAUACGUGGUUAACCUUGGAAGAUGCCAAACAUGGUUUGUUGCAUGUACGCCUACAGUGGUAUAAACUUACCGCUGAUCCUUCGGACCUACAAGCCGCUCUCUUAGAAACCCAACUACUUAGAGUAACCUCCAUGAGUACUGCCUUAUUAACUGUUUUUAUUGACUCCUGCAAGAAUCUCAAACAAGCUCGUGUUCACUCGAAACCCGAUCCCUAUUUGGUGGCCAGUGUGGGCAAACAGAAGCAGCAAACAGCCAUGAUUAUGCGCGAUGAUUCACCGGUAUGGGAACAAGGCUUCACCUUCCUGGUGGGCAAUCCCGAUAAUGAUACUUUGCAAAUUAAAAUCUACGACCAAAAGACCGGCAAUGAAAUUGGUCAAUAUGGUUAUGUUAUAGCCUCCCUAAUGAAUAAGCAGAAUAUGGAGCUGGUGUCACAACCUUUCCAAAUUCAAAAAUCGGGACCAGAAUCUAAACUAAUAAUGUCUCUGUCCCUGAGGAUAUUGAAAAAGGCCGAAAUUAUAGAGGACCCAGACAAUCCAGAGCCAACUAGCAAUUACCCGCAAUUGUCGCGCACCACAUCUGUUAGCAAAACGCCCAGUAUACACGAGAAAACCUCACCCAAGGACUUACAAUCUCAAUCUAGUCGCAUUUCUUCAACCGAAUCUCCUUUGACCGAAGAAGAGCCCAACCUAAAAGUCUCCACUUCUGCCAAUCUACAAUCGAUUACACCACCCCGCAGUCCUAAGCCAUUUGUUGCCGCCCUAAUAGGCGGUGAUUCGGUAUUAACUCAUCGUGUACCCGAUUUAACUUCCUCACCCGGAGAAUUCGGUUUGGGCCGCCUGCAAAUGACUUUACACUAUAUGGUGCAACGUCAAAAACUGUUUGUUACUAUUCACAAGAUAAUGAAUAUUCCCCUGAGAGAUCCGACCAAUAUACCCGAUCCUUAUGUUAAGUUAUAUUUAUUGCCGGCACGCAAUAAAGAAUCGAAACGUAAGACCAUUGUGGUGAAGGACAAUUGUAAUCCGGUGUAUGAUGCCACUUUUGAGUAUUUGAUAUCAACGGCUGAGCUGAUGCAAUCCGAAUUGGAGGUUACGGUGUGCACCCAAAAGGGUUUCUUGUCGGGCGGUAGUCCUAUUAUUGGAAUGCUCAAAAUUCCCCUUAAUGAAAAUGAAAUCUCUGAGGAAGGCCUAACAACUUGGUUCGAUUUGCAGCCAGAACAUAAACAUGACUAAAUUUGAAAAAGAAUAAUAAUAAAUACUGUAAUCUCGUAAUAUACUUUUUAUUUUUGGAUACAACUUAACAAAAGAAAUCAUAUAAUACUAAUAGCUCUCUCUAUCUUUUUAUACACUUAGAAAUAUAUUGUUUUUUACAACAGCUUAUUUUUCUUAUAAAAGUAAUUGAUUUGUAUUUAGUUUUUUUAAAUACGGUUUAUAGCUCAAAAUAUAUGUAUGUUAUUUUAACAAGUUUAUUUUUCUAUGUUUUUUUUUCUUUUUAUUUUAAACAAUUCUUCAGUUCUUUUUGUAAAAUUUUAUAAAUAUUAAUAAAAGAAACUAUAUUUAUGUUAAAACUAAAUAAAUUAAAAUAAAAAAGAAUUAAUCAAA
Calliphora vicina (urban bluebottle blowfly) is the source of this 3154-nucleotide messenger RNA. It is a transcript of the gene Esyt2, whose product is annotated as extended synaptotagmin-like protein 2. The coding region runs from base 191 to 2785 and encodes 864 amino acids. Gene Ontology annotation, cellular component: endoplasmic reticulum membrane; extrinsic component of cytoplasmic side of plasma membrane. The record is from RefSeq and is a predicted model, not a curated record. NCBI's taxonomy places the organism in Eukaryota, Metazoa, Arthropoda, Insecta, Diptera, Calliphoridae. Gene Ontology annotation, biological process: lipid transport. The transcript has 11 exons. Gene Ontology annotation, molecular function: phosphatidylinositol binding; phosphatidylcholine binding; calcium ion binding.